Molecule: messenger RNA, 1578 nt
Organism: Didymella exigua CBS 183.55
Lineage: Eukaryota; Fungi; Ascomycota; Dothideomycetes; Pleosporales; Didymellaceae
Exons: 1
Coding region: 75-1358 (427 amino acids)
Biological process (GO): intracellular monoatomic cation homeostasis
Cellular component (GO): mitochondrial inner membrane
Molecular function (GO): ribosome binding
Source: RefSeq, a predicted model, not a curated record
CUCGCGUCGCGCAUUGCUCUUCGUCGCUCUUUUCCAAUCUCGCUCGUGUGGCAUUCCUCCUUUCAACAUAAAUAAUGAAACCACGGCCAAUGCUUUCCUCCUUGGUUGUUUCAAAGGCAAUCAGCAGUUCGCUCGCGCCGAGCUACGUGUUCGCGCGGGCGAGCACACAUUGUCGCAGGAGCAUGUAUGCGCAGAGCACUGCAUUGGGUUUACGCACACAAUGGCGGGGGGAGAGAUGGAAUGCAGGAACACAAGGAACACGCGCUGCAUCCACGACCACCGCAUCGAAACCUCGCCAUGGCACACCGCGACCGCCUACCAAACCCCAAUCCACAAAACCCGUCGCGGCGAAGACAUCGAAGCCCACCGCCCCCGCAAGCCUCCACACAGCGUCGGCAGCGAAAAAACGCACCGCGCCCGUGCCCGCCUCGACAGCGAACGCCCUCACGGGUCAAGCCGACAAACUCAACCCCCCGCCCUUCACAUACGCGCCUGCGCUCUCGGUCCCCCCGCGCAAGGACGGCCAGAACUACGCCUCCUACCUCUUCGGCUGCGGAAAAGCAUACCUCGCCUUCUACAAGACAGGCAUAGGCCACACGCGGCAGACGCUCAAGCUCGCGAAGGCGAUCCGCGCCCGCCUCGCCGAGCAGGGCAAAGGCGUCUCUGCCGACGUCGCAGGCGCGGGCGUCCUGAGCCGAGCCGAGUGGCAGGUCCUGCGGCGCAGCAGGCGCGACAUGCUCCGCCUACCCGUCAUGGGCUUCCUGAUCCUGGCCCUCGGCGAGUGGCUGCCACUCGUCGUCGUAUACCUGACCCCCGUGAUACCGGAGCAGUGCCGCAUCCCCGCGCAAGUCGCGCGCGCGCUGAAGAACAGAGAAACCGCGCGCCUCAACAGACUCGACAGACUCGCCACCCACGCCCGCCGCCUGCAGGCCCUGGACCGCACGCCGCGCACCGACCGCGACGGGCUGCGUCUCGCCGCCGCCGCAGAGGGCGUGUUGAGCCCCGCGACCAAGGUCGGGAAAGAGGGCGGCUUGGCUAUGGCGCGCGCCAUCAUCCCGCCCGAGGCCAGCUCCGACCUGAGUCUGUUCCACCUGCUGCUGCUCUCGGCGCGGCUGCACUGCCACCCUAGAAUCUUGGAUCGCCUGUGGAUCCAGCCCCCGAAGUGGCUGCUGCAGCGCAACGUUGGCAACGCGCUGGCGUAUCUGACCAAGGACGAUGAGUUGAUUAGACGAGAUGGCGGGAGUCAGAAACUCGACAAGGCGGAGUUGGAGAGGGCGUGUGUGGAGAGGGGGAUCGAUGUCAGGGGGAAGAGCGAGGCGGAGCAGAGGAGGAGUUUGGGGCUGUGGUAUGAUAUGUAAGAGUCUGUCACAUCUUGGGUUUGUUUGACUGCGGACUUGGUCAUGUGGGUGGGUGUCUUGUGCACGUCGACGUAUGCCCUUGAAGAGCUUCAGAGAUGGGUUUGCAUAUAUGGCGUUGUGGAGAUACGAUUUGAUAGAUGGCGCUGCGGGUGCGCUUACCUGGCGCCUGUACAACAUGUAUAGAAGAGACACUUGAUCCAUAGCCCGGGGUUCACUUCUU